Ichthyophthirius multifiliis is the source of this 692-nucleotide messenger RNA. Its product is annotated as zinc finger lsd1 subclass family protein, putative. The record is from RefSeq and is a predicted model, not a curated record. The transcript has a single exon. Lineage: Eukaryota; Ciliophora; Oligohymenophorea; Hymenostomatida. The annotation marks the transcript as partial.
UACUUCUUGUGAUUCACCUUACUUUUUAUAAACAAAAGACAAGACAUGUGUAGAUGCUUGUAAUAGUAAUUAAUAUAUAGAUACUACUGAUAUUACUAUACCUAAAUGUAGUGAUUGCAAUAUUUUAUGUCUUACAUGUACUGAUGAGAUGAUUUGUAAAACUUGUGCAGAUGGAAAAUUUUUAAAUACGAAUACUUUAUUGUGUGAAGCAUGUGAUACCUCAUGCGCUACAUGUGAAAAUGGUACUGACAAAACUAAAUGCCUUUCCUGUUCAUCUCCUUUAUAUUACCAAUAACUGGAAAAAAAAUGUGUCACGGAAUGCUAUUCAAACUAAUAUCUGAAUUCUUCUAAUAUCUGUAAAGCAUGUAACAGUACGUGUGCUACAUGUAUAGAUGGGAUUUCCUGUAGUACUUGUAGUUCUGGAUCAUUUAUAAAUUCAGAAAGUGGUUUAUGUGAAUUGUGUGAUUCAAAUUGCAAAACUUGUAAUGUUUCUAAAACUGCCUGCCUUUCUUGUAAUGACCCUUAAUAUUUAUAAACAAAUCAAACUUGCCAAAAUUCCUGUUUGCCGAAACAAUAUCCGGAUCUUACGAAAAAAUGUUAACCCUGUAAUAUAUCAUGCUUAUCAUGUAUUAAUGGAAAUUCAUGUUCUACAUGUGAUGAUGGUAUGUAUAUAGAUUCUAAAAGUAAUUAUU